ACAGACCACGCCACGUUCGCAAUUACAGAGAUCUAGAGAGAGAGAGAGAGAGAGGGCAGAUCUACGCUAGAGCGACAGAGCCACAACUAACCGAGAGGGACAGUCCAGUAUGGUGGUGGCGCUCGGGCCCGGCCGGUUCUACGGCAGCGGCCUGCCGAGGCCGCGCUUCUUCCCGGGCGACCGCGUGGACCCGCCGGCGUCCGUCACCGACCCGCUGCUCGAGUGGGCGCGCGAAGCGCACUGGUCCAUGGGCGGCAUCAGCGUGAAGCGCCUCCGCCUGCAGGGCCGCAUCGAGGGCUCCGUCGACAAGCUCCGCCGCCGCGCGCACCGCGAUGCCAGGGUCAAGGCCAAGGCCAAGGCCCGCGCCGCUGGCCACAUGCCGGCUUCGCUCGCCGCGCUUGGGUCCGACGACGACGCCUCCAGCGGCGACUCCGAGGACGAGCAGGAGGUGGCGGCGCGGGAGCGGGCCCUGAAGCGUGAGCUUGUCGACGACGACGAGGACUCCGACGGGUCCGGCGAGUCGGAGGAGGACGAGCCCCUCGCGGCCAUCGUCACCGCCGCCAAGAAGAGGCGCGCGAGGAAGCUCAGCGACGAGUUCGACCGCAUCGCCGCGGAGCAGCAGCAGCAGCUGGUGUUGGAGAGCAAGCAGAAGCCGGGUGCCGCGACGCCGGCGACGACGUCAACAAAGAGGAAGGCUACCGUGCCGAGGGCUUCGCCAAAGAGGAAGGCUUCUGUACCCGCUGCUGGGGCGCCGGCGAGGUUGUCGCCAAAGAGGAAGGCUGCUGCAACAGCCGCGGCGCCCUUGUCGGCGGCUGGGUCAAGGAGGACCUCGCCGAGGAAUAAGCACUGAGUGGUGGUCGCCGUAUGUGCUGCUCUAGUUCCUGAUCUGUUUCUUGGCGAUCGUGGAGUCCUGAAAAUGUAUUGUGUGGUUGGGUGUCUACUGCUGGAUUGAAACGAUGAUGAAAUGGAAUCGAAUUGAUGGUUAUAUC
This is a messenger RNA of Zea mays, 989 nucleotides long. RefSeq lists its product as uncharacterized. The record is from RefSeq and is marked validated. Bases 110 to 850 code for a protein of 246 amino acids. The transcript has a single exon. NCBI's taxonomy places the organism in Eukaryota, Viridiplantae, Streptophyta, Magnoliopsida, Poales, Poaceae.